Molecule: messenger RNA, 919 nt
Organism: Ahaetulla prasina
Lineage: Eukaryota; Metazoa; Chordata; Lepidosauria; Squamata; Colubridae
Gene: CIB4
Product: calcium and integrin binding family member 4
Exons: 5
Coding region: 222-566 (114 amino acids)
Molecular function (GO): calcium ion binding
Source: RefSeq, a predicted model, not a curated record
CUCUAGUCCUCUAUCCCUAUCCCAUCACACUGGAAAUGAAAAUAAGGAUGGCUCAUUUUGUGGUAUGACAUCUUUGUCGUUUCCUGCAGGUGUUGACAUUUCUCACCAAAGGAGAAAUACUUCGAAUCCAUGAAACUUUCUGUAGUUCGUGCCCCCAAGGAAAAGAUUACAGGAAAGAAAAACUCACAGCGGAGCAGGUGUGUAGCUGGCCACAGCUGAAGAUGAAUCCAUUCAGGGACAGGAUCUGCAAGGUCUUCUCCACAGAUGGCUACUUUACCUUCGAGGACAUCCUUGGGAUGGCAUCGGUCUUCAGUUACCUAGCAUGUCCCACCCUUAAGGUUGAAUAUGCUUUUCGGAUUUAUGAUUUCAAUAAUGAUGGUUUUAUUGACGAGGAAGAUCUUCAAAAUGUCAUCCGCAGAUUAAUCAAUAAGAAUAACCUCAGUGAGGAGGAAAUUGUGUCUCUGGCGAACCAUAUCCUUCAAGAUCUACUUCUGAGAGACAAGAAUGUGACAACAUGGGAGAGUCAGGACCUUGCAACUGGACAUGCACAAGAUAAUAAAUGUUAACACUAAAAACUGCCAUGAAAGAUCAGAUAGCAAAUCAGUCCAUGUAUUUUUGCAAAUAAACAAUGAUUCUGAGAAGAGGAAGAAAGAAGUCAUUUAUCUAAGUUUGUCUUUUCUUCCAUCCAGUGCAGUUAUAGAGAAUGACAUUUUCAUAGCAAUGAUAAGCAUUUUUUAUAAAAGAAGAGAGGGAGGAUUUGGCUAUACAAUGCACUUAACUUUCUUCAUAAUAAAUUCCUCUAUAUUAAAAAGGAAAUAUUUUUAUUCAUUACUGCUUUAUUUAGAGGUUUUCUAAUCAAUACUUAACCACAAAAGCUCUCAGUGCGAAUAUCAUAUCAGUUAAAAGAAAGUGCCCUCUA